This is a messenger RNA of Diospyros lotus (date-plum), 414 nucleotides long. RefSeq lists its product as uncharacterized. The transcript is spliced from 2 exons. The record is from RefSeq and is a predicted model, not a curated record. NCBI's taxonomy places the organism in Eukaryota, Viridiplantae, Streptophyta, Magnoliopsida, Ericales, Ebenaceae. Bases 1 to 414 code for a protein of 137 amino acids.
AUGCCGAUGAGGGGUGUUCGACGCUUUGGAGUAUCUAGCAAGUUGAGUCCUCGUUAUAUGGGACCGUUCGGGGUACUGGAGCGAGUCGGAUCGUUGGCUUACCGAUUAGCUUUACCCCCUCAGCUAGCCCACAUACAUGAUGUUUCUAUGCUUCGCAAGUAUGUGGUAGAUCCCGGGCAUGUUAUUGAUUAUCACUCGUUCGUGGUGCAAGAGGACGCGUCGUAUAUCGAGUUGCCUACUAGUAUUGUGGAUCGGAAAGAGAAAGUGUUCCGCAACCGUACGAUUUCCUACAUGAAGGUUUGCCAUGAAUUUUCCAACAAGUCUCGCGAGUAUGGCGUGACUUGUUGCAAUGGUCACACCAAACCUGAGGUCGCUCAUCGCUUUUACGCUAGUAAUUUGCAGCCUUGUAGGUAA